Molecule: messenger RNA, 1500 nt
Organism: Oryza brachyantha (malo sina)
Lineage: Eukaryota; Viridiplantae; Streptophyta; Magnoliopsida; Poales; Poaceae
Exons: 5
Coding region: 79-1083 (334 amino acids)
Source: RefSeq, a predicted model, not a curated record
CCCUUCGUCGGUUCAUCUCUGAACCUCCCGGGCUCGGCCGCCGCGACUCCUCGAAGGCCGGAAACCGAGCAGCGCGCAAUGCGGCGCCGCCGCGUUCAGCGGGCGCUGCUGCCUGCCCACGCCGACCGCGAUCGCCUCCUCGCCGAGGAGGUCCUCUACCUCCACUCCCUCUGGCGCCGCGGCCCGGAGGUGUCGGCUCCCGCUCCCGCCCCCGCUCCCAUCCCGCCGCCUGGCUCCGGUUCGGCCGCUACCCGCCGUGUCGCUGCUCGGCGGAGGCGGCGGAGGCUGGAGCGCCGCGUCCAGGAGGGGAAGGGGCAGAAGGAGGAGGGGCAGGAGUCCGGCCCGGAGUGGCCCCUCGCGCCGUCUCCGCCCACGUCCCCAACUGCCUGGCACGGUGAGGUUUACUCUUCCCUCGAGCAGCGCCCGCCGCCGCAGCAGCGGCAGCAUUCGCCUAGGUCGCUCUCGCAGCAAGCUGCGCUCCGCGCUGCGGAGGCGUUCUUCUCCAAUCGCGGCGGGUCCGAUGGCGACGACGAGGAGGGAUCUGAACCGGAGGGCGAAGAGGAGGAGGAGGAGGAAACGGCGGCGGGGUUCUUCAUGGGACUGUUCGAGCGGGACGCGGCGCUGCGGGGGUUCUACGAGCGGAGCUGGGAGGGAGGGGAGUUCAGGUGCAUGGCGUGCGUGGGGAGGAAGGGGAAGGCCAGGAGGUUCACCGGAUGCGUCGGCCUCGUCCAGCACGCCCGCGCCGCCACCCGCUGCGGCCGGCCGCGGGCGCAACGCGCCCUCGCCGCCACCAUCUGCCGCGUGCUCGGCUGGGACAUCGAGAGGCUGCCCAGCGUCGUCAUCGACCCCCGCGGCACGCUCGGGCAGGCACUCGCCAGCCGCGCCGCCGCCGCCGCCAUACAGGAGAAUACUGAUGCUGGGGAGAGGGGGAUCUCUUCUGAAGGUGACGAAGCAGAAAAGGUUCAGGAAGACGAUGGAACUGGAAAAUGUGAUGUCUCUCUGAAUAAUGUGGACGCGAUUAAUGAGAAUGCCAAUGUGAGGAAGGGCAGCUCUUCGAUUAAUGACGACAAUGGAGAGAGUUGAAAGGACUGAAUCUGCCGUAUGCUCGUGAGCUGAAGGAAAGGUUUACGGUGCUAGGCAUGCUCAUCAGAGCCUGGUAUGUAGCAUAGCUUCAGCCUUUUAGGAUAGUUCAAACAAUAAAUCCAGUUGGGCAAAAGUUGAAGUAGAAUGAAACAUUCUUGUUUUUCUUGUCUGUUUUUAAAGGAAUUCUGGGUUUAAUGUAAGAACUAUCCGGUUUACAUUAAUGUGGUUGAUAUAAACUGCUAUAGUGCUGUUUGAUGAUGAUCUGAUUGAGCAUAGCUCAUUCUCCCACCUGAGCACUGUCCCGUAGUAGAGAGAACUCUAUACCUGUGUGGCCUGUUAAUACAUUUGUAAAAUGUAAUUCCUUGAUAUGAAGGUGUUGGGUCCUGUACUAAUGCACACCAGUGCAAAUAUCUCCUC